This is a messenger RNA of Phyllostomus hastatus (greater spear-nosed bat), 3633 nucleotides long. RefSeq names its product shootin 1 (gene SHTN1). The record is from RefSeq and is a predicted model, not a curated record. NCBI's taxonomy places the organism in Eukaryota, Metazoa, Chordata, Mammalia, Chiroptera, Phyllostomidae. The transcript is spliced from 17 exons. The coding region runs from base 232 to 2127 and encodes 631 amino acids.
GGUGAAGCCAGUGCGGCCCCGGGGUAGGUGCGCGGGGUGAGCUCACUCCUGCGCUCCGCGCCAGGAGGAGGAGGAGGAGGAGGAGGAGGAGGAGGAGGAGAAGGAGGAGUGAAUCCCACUUCCGGGUAGUGCCGCCGCACGCCACCGGCGUCUUGCUUUUCCUUCCUCCUCCCCCCGUCGCACCCCUCGCCUCUCCCUCCUUUCCUUUUAUUCCCGACCCCACCUGCCGACAUGAACAGCUCCGACGAGGAGAAGCAGCUGCAGCUCAUCACCAGCCUAAAGGAGCAAGCAAUAGGCGAAUAUGAAGACCUUAGAGCAGAGAACCAGAAAACAAAGGAGAAGUGUGACAAAAUUAGGCAAGAGCGCGAUGAAGCUGUUAGAAAAUUGGAGGAAUUUCAGAAAAUUUCUCACAUGGUUAUAGAGGAAGUUAAUUUCAUGCAGAACCAUCUUGAAAUAGAGAAGACUUGUCGAGAAAGUGCUGAAGCUUUGGCAACAAAGCUAAAUAAAGAAAACAAGACAUUGAAAAGAAUCAGCAUGUUAUAUAUGGCCAAGCUGGGACCCGAUGUCAUCACCGAGGAGAUAAACAUUGAUGAGGAAGAUUCAGCGGCAGACCCAGAGGCCACCGCUGACACGUGUGUCUCGGUGCAGUGUCAGAAGCAGAUCAAAGAACUUCGAGAUCAAAUUGUAUCUGUUCAGGAGGAGAAGAAGAUGUUAGCCAUUGAACUGGAAAACCUCAAGAGCAAACUUGUAGAAGUCAUGGAAGAAGUAAAUAAAGUUAAGCAAGAGAAAGAGGCUUUAAAUUCAGAACUUCUUGAUCAGAGGAAAGUCUUAGAAAAAUGCAAUAGAGUGUCCAUGCUGGCAGUAGAAGAGUAUGAGGAAAUGCAAGUAAACUUGGAACUGGAGAAGGACCUUCGAAAGAAAGCAGAGUCAUUUGCACAAGAGAUGUUCAUUGAACAAAACAAGCUGAAGAGACAAAGCUGUCUUCUGCUGCAGAGCUCCGCUCCUGACCAGCAGCUUCUGAAAGCUCUAGAUGAAAACGCCAAGCUCACCCAGCUCCUUGAGGAAGAGAGAAUCCAGCAUCAGCAAAAGGUCAAAGAAUUAGAAGAACAACUAGAAAAUGAAACACUCCACAAAGAGAUACACAACCUCAAACAGCAACUGGAGCUUCUAGAAGAAGAUAAAAAAGAAUUGGAAUUGAAAUGUCAGAAUUCUGAGGAGAAAGCCAGAAACUUAAAGCAUUCUGUGGACGAGCUCCAGAAACGGGUGAACCAGUCCGAGAACUCCGUGCCCCCACCGCCUCCUCCUCCACCGCCACUGCCCCCUCCUCCCAAUCCCAUCCGAUCCCUCAUGUCCAUGAUCCGGAAGCGGUCCCACCCCAGCGGCAGCGGUGCUAAGAAAGAGAAGGCAGCUCAACCAGAAACAACUGAAGAGGUCACCGAUCUGAAGAGGCAAGCAGUUGAAGAGAUGAUGGAUAGAAUUAAAAAGGGAGUUCAUCUCAGGCCCGUCAGCCAGACAGCUAGACCCAAGGCGCAGCCAGAAUCUUCCAAAGGCUCUGAAAGCGCAGUGAAUGAAUUAAAAGGAAUACUGGGGACACUUAACAAAUCCACUAGCUCGAGAAGCUUAAAAUCCCUUGACCACACUGAAAGCAGUGAGACUGAGUUAGAGAGGAUUUUGCGCCGCAGGAAGGUGACGGCAGAAGCAGACAGCAGUAGUCCAACUGGGAUAUUAGCCACCUCAGAGUCCAAAUCCAUGCCAGUGUUGGGUUCUGUAUCCAGUGUAGCAAAAACAGCCUUGAACAAGAAAACUCUGGAGGCAGAAUUCAACAGCCCGUGCGGCCCAGCACCUGAGCCGGGUGACGGGCCGUGUAAAUUGGAAGGAGGCACACGUUCCAAGGUUACGUUUCAGCCUCCCAGUAGCACCGGAUGGAGGAGACAGGACGUCGGCAGUGAAAAACAAGCUAAGCCGGUUGUAGUUUUAGAUCCUGUUUCCACACGUGAACCCCAAACCAAAGACCAGGUUGCUGCGCAAGAUCCAACUCAGCGUGAGGAUGACGAAGGCGACACGAAACCAGAACACAAAGAGGACAGCGCUGAAAAACUGAGAGACGCAGACAGCUCCAGCUGCUGACCCGGAACCCAGGAGGCCAGCGCACUCAGAAGUCCUUUCCAACACGCACGGGCGUCGUUCCGGCGUGUGGGUGAGGGCUGCGGACUUUCUGUUCUUACCGCCGUACUCAGAGUAGAGGCUCUUUCCCGACGUCACUUUUAUAAGUAGUUCACCUAUACAAAUAAGUAAGCUGUUUAGCAAAUUGCACAUGCCGUGUAGUUUUCUUAAAUAUUUAUAGGGAUAAGGUUUUUUUUUUCUAAUUACUGUAUUAAGUGUGACUUUUUUUUAGAAGGGUACAAACAAUUCAGAGGUUGCUAUUUUUUUAGUUAAUGUGCAUUACCACUAUUGAAAUGUGAUGCUGGAAGUUUGCAGUGCUGUGGUCAAUUGCAUAAACAGGAUGAAUAUCUUAAGAUGAUUUUAAAAGCCCCCAAGUAAGCUUCUUUUUGGAUCUGACCCUCUUGAUGGAGAAACGGCAGUGGCAUGGGAAUUGUGAGGCGCUGUGGCAUACGGAUUACCUUCUAGGAUAUACCGAGAUAAACGUAAAAUUCAGAGGCUGGCAUCAAACCAGUAGUCCCUCAGUCAGUGCUAAUUACACACGCUGUUACCUGUGGGAUGAACACUACCUGCUACUGAUCGGCUCCAGAGCCUCCCGAGGGCUUUGGUGGGCGUGCUCUGCUGGCCGGAACGCGGCACUCAGGUGACGCUCCAAUCCUUGACUUCAGGAGGAGUGCCACGCGCUGUGUGCUGAGGUCACUGGGUUUUCUCGUGUACCGAUGCGGCGCAAGCUCCGUGUUUUCUCACAGCGCUCGUUUUCUCGCUUCACUGCUGUUCUACAUUACACAGUUUUGUUGUUAGGUUUUGUUUUGUUUUGUUUUUUUGUGAGAAAUUAAGUGGUAGUUAGUCUGUAAAAAUACAAUGUUUCAGUCUACCACAGUGAAUAAAUAGAAAUGUAAUCAGGGAUUUAAAAAAAAAACACAAAACUUAUGCAGCGUUGCAAAGUCGAUUGUUUCAAAAUUGAUGUUUAUUUAAAAUAAGUGGUAAUGUGCUUGAAUGCAUUAUUUUAUGACAGUGAUUCAGUAAUGGUAAUUUUACUAUUAAAGAAAGUGAAAGGUUUCGUUUUGUUAGCAGAGCUCAGCAUGUGGCUGUCAGGUGUUUCUCAGCGAAGGGCGGAAGAAAAUGAUCGUCAUAAUCGCAGUAGUUGUAUUGUACUUUUUCUUGCACGUGUGCUAAGCAUAGGCUUCAAGGGGUGGGUAGGCAGGUGAAUGUGCUUCCUAAGCUUGGAGAUAAUUAUCCUUCCGUAGGUUCGUUCUGCUUGCCUGUUUCAUGUUCUUCCCGUGAUGAUUUGACAGUUACCAGUUUACUCCUGGGAAAUUAAAAUGUCAUGUUUUCAACUGUAACUUUCCCCAACUGAAUAAUACUGCUCUGUGAUACUCUCCCUACCGACCGCAUUAAUUCACUUGAACAAGUUUUGUUAUGCUGUGAUUUGAACUCUCCUCACCACACUUAUUAAAAAAAAAAACAAAAACA